Messenger RNA from Haplochromis burtoni (Burton's mouthbrooder), 717 nucleotides. RefSeq lists its product as uncharacterized. The coding region runs from base 1 to 717 and encodes 238 amino acids. The transcript is spliced from 4 exons. The record is from RefSeq and is a predicted model, not a curated record. NCBI's taxonomy places the organism in Eukaryota, Metazoa, Chordata, Actinopteri, Cichliformes, Cichlidae. Gene Ontology annotation, molecular function: transmembrane signaling receptor activity. Gene Ontology annotation, cellular component: plasma membrane.
AUGAACUUACUGCUACUACUCAUCCUCUCACUGACGACAGGUUGUGCUGCCUAUGGUGAUGAUGAUGUUUUGAUGGCAUGCAAACAAGGAUGGGUUCAAUUCAUCUGCAAAUAUCCUGGAGCAAAUAAAAAAUAUGACCACGUCAAUGUAGUUAUUCCCAAUGGAACACGCUUACAAAGCUCUCUGAAGGAUGUUUGGGAAGAUAAAGGCAGAUUUUCUCUGUACCAUGAUACAAAACAUAAAACUCUCGUGGUGGGCAUCAGAGAUCUUAAACAAGCAGACUUUGGGACGUACAGAUGUGAAUUUGAUCAAGGCUCAAACAGAUCUCCUGUCAUAAAGAAAUUGGAUUGUGAAAACUGCCAGCAGCCAUUUACUCAAACUGUGACCAGAGCAGCUAACAUCAAGUGUGAUCCAAAUGAUGAUUUCAAGUCCUGGGUCAAGUUUUUCUGCAGAGGGGAGAAUUUCACCUGUAAGGAUAUUUUGUCAACAAAAGGUCAGAGGUUAAACGGGAAAUUCAGACUCACAAACACCAACAGAGGCUUCGACGUGUCCAUCAGUGGUGUUUCCUCACAGGACGCUGGUGUCUACUGGUGUGGAGUGGAAUCAAAUUAUGGAAGCUACAGAGUUUCAGUCAGACGAAUAAAACUGGAGGUUGAAGGCAUCCCUGCAUUUAGGAAGGCAUAUACCCACACUCUAGAUGAAGACUGCCCCACUUAG